AUGUGUCUGCGCAUCGGUGGCCUGAAUGUGGACGAGUUCCGGAAGGUGCUGAUGAAGACAGGUCUGGUGCUGGUAGUGCUGGGUCACGUGAGCUUCAUCGCAGCCGCCGUGCUCCACGGCACCAUGCUGCGCUUCGUCGCCGCCGCCACCAGUGACGCUGUGGUUCUACAGUACUGCGUGGUAGACAUCCUCUCCGUCACCUCUGCCAUUGUGGUCACCAUUGCGGGAAUUUCAGCCGUCGUCCUGUCACGCUAUCUCCCCAGCACCCCCUUGCGCUGGACCGUGUUUAGCUUGUGUGUGGCCUGUGCCCUUCUCUCUCUGACCUGUGCCCUCGGACUCCUGGCUUCCAUUGCUGUGACCUUCGCCACCAAGGGCAAGGCACUCUUGGCAGCCUGUACUUUUGAGAACCCUGAACUCCCAACGCUGGCACCUGACUGUCCUUUUGACCCUACUCGAAUUUACAGCUCUAGCCUGUGCCUCUGGGCCAUCUCCCUCAUAUUCUGUCUGGCGGAGAGCGUGUCUGCCGUGCGCUGUGCCCAGCUUGUGCAUCGACUACUGGAACUGAGACCCUGGUGGGGGAAAAGCUGCCACCACACGAUACACGCAAGCCCAGAGCCCCUGGACGGCCAUGACCUACUGGGCUGCGGCUCUUGCGGCUGA
Molecule: messenger RNA, 660 nt
Organism: Apodemus sylvaticus (European woodmouse)
Lineage: Eukaryota; Metazoa; Chordata; Mammalia; Rodentia; Muridae
Gene: Tmem54
Product: transmembrane protein 54
Exons: 6
Coding region: 1-660 (219 amino acids)
Source: RefSeq, a predicted model, not a curated record